AUGAAUUAUAGCAGAACAUAUUAAACAAUGAGACAAUCUGGAUAAUAAGGCACAUUUUAGACAACUUAUAAUGAAACUUAAUAGAUACGAUAUAAGGAAGAAAGCUUUUAAGUCUCUCCUCAAUCAGCAAAUUGGGCUUCAACAUAGUUACUUGGAAAAGUAGAUGAUAAAGAUUUUAUGGUUGUAUAACGAUCUAAGACAUAUGAAAAAUCAGAAGCAGAAAGACAACAUCAUUAUGAAGAACUAAUUUAAGACAAUUUAAGAAUGAGGUAAUUAAGAUGCACAUAUUUAGAGAAGUUAUUGAGUAAUUAAAAAGAGAAGUAGCCACUUAUAAAUCAAGUUCAAGUUCUGAUGUGACUAUUCUUAGAAAAGAACUUCAAAUUACAUAAUAAGAAUUGGAAUCCACUUAAAAAGAAUUAAUGAUGUUAAGAAGUGAGAGUGAAUUAAAAAGUAGGACAGAAAUAGAUAAGUUAAUGAUUGAAUUAGAUUAGUGGAAACGUAAAUAUUUAGAACUUGAAUAAAAAGAUAAAGAUAAUGCUGAAUAGUUAAAACAGCUAGCGUAUUAUUAAAAUAAAUUAAAAUUAUUUGAAUUAGAAGCAAAAAAGAAAUUUGAAAAGUAUUAAUCUGUUGAUUUAAUAUAAUAACAAUUAAAUGAUUAAGAAUCAUUAAUUGAAGAAUUAAGAUUAGAAAUUCAAAGAUGGAAAGAUAAAUAUGAUGCUUCUAUUUUAGAAAGUUAAGAGAUAAGAAUUAAAUUAUCUUAAAAUGAUAGAGUAAAUUCAUUGGAAGCUGAUAUGGAAGCAUUAAUUCAUGAAUUAGGUUAAUGGAAGGAUAGAUGUAAAGUAUUAGAAGCACGUCAUUAAACAUCAGAUGAAGCUAAAUUAUUGGCAAGAAUAGAAUAAUUGAAUCGUUUAUUAGGUGAAAAAGAUUAAGAAAUGUAAAGGACUCGUCUUACUAUUAGUUAAUAAAUGACAUAGUAAAUGAGUUAAUAAUAAUCAUAAAAAAUGUCAUAAUAAUAAUAAUAAAUAGCUGAUUAUGAAAAUUAAUUAGAUUAAUUGAAAAGAUAAUUGGAAGCAGCACAAUCUAAAAUUGAUUAAUAAAAUAAAGAAAUGGAAGGAUUUAGAUUAUCAGCUAAUGUUUAUAAUUCAGAGAGAUUUGAAGAGAUAGAAUAAGAAAAGUGGAAAUUAGAGAUUUAAAUUGAAUAAUUAGAAUAAGAUUGUGAUACAUUUAUGUUAAGAAUCAAAGAACUAGAAGAUACAUAUUCAGAAUUAUAAAUUAAAUACAAUGAAUAAAAUGCUAAUUAUCUUAGAUACAAAGAUAUUGUAGAAUCUAAUUCUUCAAAAUAUAAGAGUGUAGAAAAUUUAUCUAAAGAAUUACAAAAUAUUUAACAAGAAUUAGAAGUUUGGAAGAAUCGUUAUUUUUAGACUGAAAUUAGAUUGAAAGAAUAUGAUCAAUUAAGAAUAGAAUAUGAUCUUUUAAUUAAAUAGGGAAGUAAAUCUGUUACAAAUGUAACAACUAUAAAUAUCGAAAAUGAUAUUCAAUACAUUUCAUUGAAAAGAGAAAGAGAUAAUUAUUAUAGAUAAGUUUAAGAAUUAGAAAUUAAAAUAAGAGAGUUGUAAACUAAUUCCAUUAGAAAUUCAUAAGAUGAUACAUUAAGAAGAGAAAGAGACAAUUAUUAUAGAUAAAUUUAAGAAUUAGAAUUAAGAAUCAAAGAAUUAUAAUCUUAAUAAUUAUAAUCAUAAUAAAUAAAAUAUAUAUAUGAUGAUUCAAAAAUUAGAGAAUUGGAAACAAAACUUAAAGAACAACAAAAUAAAGUUUAAACUUAUGAAACAAGAAUUAGAGAAUUUGAAAUUAGAACUAAAGAAUAUGAAACUAGAAAUACUUAAUCUUUAAUUGAAAAAACUGUAGUAUUAACAGAUGAACCAAAAAUAAAAGAACUUACUGAAAUAAUUUAACAAAAGAAUUAAAAAAUACUUGAAUUAGAAAUGAAUUUAAAUUCUAAUUCAGUAAAUGUAAGUUCAGUUAAUACAAACACUGUUUUAGUAAUAAAAGAAUAAGUAAGAACAAAAGAAUUAAGAAUAAGAGAGUUAGAAGCAUAAAUUGAAACUCUCUAAUUAGAAAUAGAAAGAUUAUAAAAUCUAAAGAGAGAUCAAGAUGCCAGAAUUAAUAACAUGAUUUAGAAGGUAAUAAAAUAUUCUUAUUUAGAUUACUGAAUAUGAAUCUCAAAUCAAUAUUCUAUAAGAAGUUAAAGUAAGAUAAUCUAAAAGGUCACCAUCAUAAUAAUAAUAAAUUACAACUUCAACCACUUUAAUACAAUAACCAAUUGUCUAAACUACAAGUUAUGUUUAAAAGAGUACAACUUCUAAUGUUUAUUAAUCUUCAUCAUAAAAUCUACCUUCACCUACUCCCAUAUCCUAGAAUUAUUAAUUCUAACCAAUUUAGAAUAGUACAACAACAACAAAGUAAGUGAUUAUUACUAAUAAUGUUGAGAAGUAAUUUAUUAAUCUAUCCUAGAAAUUUGUAUCCAUAAGAAGAUAAUGUGUCAUCAUAAAUUAUUGAUAGAGUUGGAUCUAGAGACUAUAACAGUUAUUAAGCUCCUUAAAUAAUUGUAUCAUCAUACAAACCCACAAAUUGAA
Paramecium pentaurelia is the source of this 2633-nucleotide messenger RNA. The record is from the annotation of a GenBank genome assembly. NCBI's taxonomy places the organism in Eukaryota, Ciliophora, Oligohymenophorea, Peniculida, Parameciidae.